CUCGAAUUACCUGCAUAUUGGUACUAAGACAUGUUUAAAGCAGUUCUUUAAACUAAUUAGUGUUUAUACUUUGAAAUUUAAUAGAACUGUGUCAUUGUCUGCAUUUUGAUUAUUUUAAAGUUGCUUUUAAAUAUAAUUUCCUGUUAUCUACUCCACCUAACAAAUGACUGUGAAUUUUAGUUUUUAAGUUGUUUAAAAUACUGACAACUGACUUGCCAAAUAUAGUUUUACAAUUUUUAUUCUUCUUAACACGUUUAUAACUGUUCUGGUGAACAAACUGUUAUCUGCUUUAUUUCAGACGACGUCACAUCCGUUGAUGAUACUAGGUUAUUUCUAAUUUAUGUGAAUAGACUUACUCAUCUUAACCAUUUGUUCUUAUAUAUCUUCAUGUUAGCUAUUUUUGUUAUAUAAAGCUAAUUACUAUUAUCUACAAUUAUUCACUUAACUAAGUGAUCUGAUUUCUUGUAAAUGGACAGGGUAUGUUAAAAUUUGAAUAAAGCGAAGUUAUAUCCAAUGAACGCAAAAUCUUUUGUUUGAUUGACGGCUGUUAAAAAUUCUAGAACAUUGACUGCAAGUAAAUGUAACGAGAAACCAAAUAUUUUUUAAAGUUUUCAAUGUCUAGUUAAGGUUAUGACCAAUUUCUUUUAAAGUGACAGUUGCGGUUUACAUAUGAUAUUGCCAUUUAAUAUAAUUUUACUUGAACAUGGUUAUUUAUUAACAUAAAGGUAAUACCAAAAUGAGUGAUGUAAAUGUUUAUUACUAUCCUGUUGUCAUUUAGCCACAGAAAAAGAGUAUCCAUGUUUGUGCCUCAAUCUUCUUCACAGUUAAUGAAAUUGAAUGCAUGGUUAACUGGAAAAAGACCAGAGUUUCUUAAUCCAAAAGUAAUAGCUUAUGGUGAGGGUCGUGGAGUGCUAAUUGCAUUCUAUCGAUCAAGCUGCAGUAUGGACAGCAGUCUAAAUGACUUCAUAUGGCAUGUACUUCACUGUGAUAAAUCAGUCCUAUAUCUCAGUCCUACAGAAGGUCAGCCAUGGCUUUAAGAACUCGGUGGUAACGUUUCAGACUACGAAGCUGGAUGACGCGGGUUCGAAUAAUUUAUGACAUAUUUCAUUUUCUUAAAAAUCUUUGGCGACGAAACGGAAAUCUUCAUCACUUAAUUACCAUCAUUUUGAAUUAUAAUGUGUAAGGGGAAGGGAUGUAUGAUCGCAGCAUACAUUUUCUUUGCUGUAUCUUUAUUACUAUUUACAGGCUGUGUAAUAGUGCACUUUUAUGUUGACCAGGCGUUCAUGUCAAUAAUGAAAAAGUUUAUGUUGCUCACUCCUGGUAGCAUAGUCUUCGAAGCUUAUUCUAACGACGAUACAGCAAUAAUUACACGCCUUUACGCUUUUAAUUUACUAAACGAAGAAGAAGUUCUUAAAGGUGGCAAACCUCUUUUCGAGGAAGUCGGACCAUAUAUUUACUGGAAAAAAAUAAAUAGGUGGGACUUUACGUUCUCUAACGAAACACCUCCAAAAUAUCUUCGCCAUAAAAAGAGAACAUAUUAUUACCCACAUGAAAAUCUUUCACGGUCCGAUAUUCACAGCCGUCAAAUAACUUCACUUGAUCUUUUUGCUGGAGGGAUAAUAUUACAGGAAAAAAGUGUCUUCACUGAGAGUUAUUACAGAACAACCAAACCCUUCGUCACAAAAACCCCAAACGAAAUAUUAUGGGGUUAUACACAUGAAAACAUUGAAUCAUGUUACAAAUUCGGCAAAUGCCCUAAAAAAAUAUCUGUAUUUGUCAAAGAGAACGGCACUAGCACUGAAGAAUUUUUGCUCAAAACAGGUGUCGACGAUAUAAAUGAAAGAGGAAAGGUUGAAGAAUUCCAAGGAGAAAAAGAACUAAACGUAUGGAAAAGUAAAUAUGCGAAUAUGAUUAAUGGAAGUGAAGGGGCAUUCAUAGGCUUCGAUCUCAGUGUUGGUGCACGGAGGCACGUUUUUGUUCCGGGUAUUUGUCGCUCAGUAAUAAUGGAGGCAAAAAAAUUAGUGCCACAUCCUAAAUUUUCAAAAUUACAGGUUUUACUAUUUGCGCCGGUAGAAGUUGAAGAGAACUCUAGUAUUUACCCAUCACCUUCGGAGUUUUGUCAAGGCCAGCCUUACGAACCAAAGUGUGCACCAGAAGGUUUUGUUUCUUUUUCUCCAUGUUUAGAGUCCGACAACUAUAUGCCUUUAUACGGUUCACAAGGUCAUUUUGCUGGUGCGGAUCCUAAAAUCAGAAAUCAGUUUGGUGGCAUAAGUGAGCCAGAUGAAGUUGAUGACAAUACCGUUUUGUAUGUAGAUCCCGUGACUGGACUCGCUCUGGGAGCUCAUCAGUCCAUGCAGAUCAAUUUUUAUAUAGACAAUGAAAAGAGAUCAAGUAUGCCGUUCAAAAUGAUGAGGGGUCCCUAUUUCUUCCCUAUUAUCAGAAUUGUUAAUGAAAUAUAUCCUCCAGUAGAAACAUUAGAAACAUUAUUUCAAAAGGUUCAAGGCAACAAGAAGUUGUUGAACUGGGCGGUAUAUAUACUUGGUGGAGUCUGUCUACUAGUAAUUCUUCUUACAUCCAUGAUAAUUGUUCGAAUAGCUCGUAGCAGAAAUCGUAUUUAUUGAGAAUUUUUUAUACAUUGAACUGCUUGAAUGAAUAGCAAUGACUUCCAGAAAUUUAACAAACUGAAUUUAUCUCCGCCUUUUCAUCAUGGAAGAUCAUUGUAAAUAACUAGUUUUAUUACAAUUAAUGAAUAACUUUUAAUUAAUAUAUAUGCAAUAACUAAAUUUCCUCUGAUUUUCAUACUGAUUCUAUAAAAGUGUAUAUGUUUUGCUUAUAUUUCUAUUUUUUAUAAACUAUUAUAAAA
Messenger RNA from Schistosoma haematobium, 2863 nucleotides. RefSeq names its product B9 domain-containing protein 1, variant 2. NCBI's taxonomy places the organism in Eukaryota, Metazoa, Platyhelminthes, Trematoda, Strigeidida, Schistosomatidae. Gene Ontology annotation, cellular component: membrane; cytoplasm; MKS complex. The record is from RefSeq and is a predicted model, not a curated record. Gene Ontology annotation, molecular function: scavenger receptor activity. The coding region runs from base 1176 to 2621 and encodes 481 amino acids. Gene Ontology annotation, biological process: cilium assembly. The transcript is spliced from 15 exons.